Molecule: messenger RNA, 2154 nt
Organism: Lymnaea stagnalis (great pond snail)
Lineage: Eukaryota; Metazoa; Mollusca; Gastropoda; Lymnaeidae
Source: the annotation of a GenBank genome assembly
AUGCCAGAGUCUAUUGUCAAACAAGUCACCUGUGAUUGCUGUAACAAGCAAAAAAAGUGGCCCCACACCCUGGAUUGCCUUCACAGCUUCUGCUUUUCCUGCAUAGCAUCGCGAUUUAAUACAGCAGAUAAAACUAUUUCCUGCCCCAAGUGCACCCGCAAAACUAUAGCCAAAGAUGGGCCUUGUAACAUCCUCCUUGACUACCAAGGAGCAAGGUAUAUGAGGGAGAAAUUGAAGAUAUUCCCAUUCAGCUGCACCGGAUGUACCCGUGAUCAGGAAGCCGUCACCUGCUGCACCACCUGUAUGGCUUUUCUUUGCGCCGAAUGUAAAGAUGGACACAAGACCAUUCAUCACUUUCAGGGCCACAAUCUCACCCCCAUUACAAAGAUAGGGAAAUGCAUUGAUGGUGACUACAAGCCACUUUGUGAGAAGCACGCAAGCGAACCCCUGAGCAAGUACUGCUGCACAUGUGAGCUGAUGAUGUGUGACAAGUGCGUCAGUGACCACCACCACCCAGAGUCACCUAAAAAUAGUCAUGAUAUUCAUGAGAUCUAUUAUAUUGUCGUGGAGAGGUUGAAGACCUGGAAUGAGGAUGCAAGCAUCAAGCACAAAGACGUCAUGGAGAUGACCAAAAAGGUACCUGUUUUACUUCAGUCAAUGGACAACAAAAGAAGGGGGAUACGGAAACAGAUCGAGGACUACUCUGAUUACUGUAAAACUGUCGUGGAUCAAAACCGGAUGGCUGCAUUGGAAAUGUUGGACAAGACGCAUGCAGCAAUGGAGGGUCAUGUAAUGCUUUGGUCCAAGCUGAUCACUGCCAUUGAACAGGAACUAGAGGCUGUAUCAUCAUUUAACACUCGCACUUUGGAAGGGGGAUCCAUCUUAGACCUUCUUAAAUUGUUGCCAACAAUGGAGAAUGAGUACAAGAGAUGUGUUGCUGGAUAUGCAGAUACUGUUAAAGACAAUGAGGGAAUUAAAAUUGAUAUAAAGUUUGAUCCGAAUUACAAGGAAUCGCACACAGUUCUAAACCAGAAUUUUAUGUCCAUCAGUUUUUCAGUAAAUGAUGUUGAACAGAAGGUCUCACCCACACCAGGGACUCAGAGAAAUGAGUUCAAUAGGGGACGCACCAUGUCAGACUACGGUGUUGGAGGAUCUGAUAACCCAGACUGUAAUUAUCAGCGCUGGUCUGCCGCACCUGACUCUAUGUCCAUCUCAACCUGGAAUAAUGUCAAUGAGCGAGACAGGAAAGGUGGCACCUUUAUACCCCACCUUAACCGAUGCCGUACUAAAACAUCUUACAUCCAUAUGUUUGGAGAGUAUGGUAGAUCGGAAUAUGCCUUUACAGAACCAAGUGGCCAAGCUUACUUAAAAGAUGGAUCUUAUGUCAUUUGUGACACUAACAACCAUCGCAUUGUUUACUACAAUAACAAGCAUGAAUUUGUUCGUACCAUUGGCCAACCUCCAAACUUGCCACCAGUAGCUGAGGACUCCGAAAAUCGCAACAAUGGACUUCGCAACAAAGGCUUCACAAGGCAGGAGGGUUUUCUGUACUUUCCUAAUAGGGUUGCAAUAUGCCCCAUCACACAGAAUAUAAUUGCGACAGAGCGCCCACCAAGUCAUGACAUUCAGAUCUUUACCAUUGAAGGAGAGUUUGUUAGAUGUUUUGGAGGCAACAUAUUACAACACCCAAGAGGGGUUACUGUAGAUGAAGAGGGAACCAUCAUUGUUGUGGAGUGCAAAGUAAUGAAACUGGUCAUGUUUGGCCAAGAUGGGAAUUUUAUUGUCUCACAUUCCCUCACCAAAGAUCUUGAGUUCCCCAAUGAUGUUGCUGCUAAAGAUGGUAAGAUCUUCAUCAGUGAUAACCGAGGUCACUGCGUACAAGUUUUCAAUUAUGAUGCAGAUUUCUUGUACAAGAUUGGCAAUGAAAGCAUCACCUACUUCCCCAUCGGAGUCUCCAUCAAUUAUCUGAAUCAAGUUGUUGUCACAGAUAAUCACAACACUUUCAACAUCACAGUGUUUGAUAUCAGUGGCCAAGUCCUGAAUAUUUUUGAAUCGGUCAGCAAGCUUGCCCAAUGCCACAAUGUGGCAGUUCAUCCCAGCAGUUUGGAGCUUAUGCUAACCACCAAAGAUUGCAGUGUCUACUUUUUCAACUAU